Molecule: messenger RNA, 756 nt
Organism: Morchella importuna
Lineage: Eukaryota; Fungi; Ascomycota; Pezizomycetes; Pezizales; Morchellaceae
Exons: 4
Coding region: 1-756 (251 amino acids)
Source: RefSeq, a predicted model, not a curated record
AUGGAGCUUCCCACGACGAUGAAACAAUGCCAACUAUUCACUUACAUUCUGCUUUACCAACUACUUGUCAUACUCCAUGUCUCCGCAGUCCCGCGCCCGCAAGCUGGCCAGCUCGAAACAAUACUAACACUCGUUUCCGCUGAAAGCUCAACCGAUAAUGGCUCGGCCAUUGAAAACACCACGCGGGACCCAGCGUUAACUACACUCCGAACAUCAUCAUCAAUAUCAGGGCUCCAGAUCGAUAUCUCAAGCUCAAGUUCAGUCGUUACUAUAAACGCCACGCUCCUCAUCUCAACAAUCGUUAAUAACGAGACCUCCCGCUCCGCGCUCACAUCCACCAGCGUCACCAGCUCGACGAGAUUCUACACUAUCGACACCUCGACACCUCCACCCCCAUCACCACCACCACCACCUCCACCAACACAAUCACCACCACCAACUACCGAGUACACCGCUACAACCACUCCCACCCCCACAGCCACAGCCACAGCCACAACCACAGACUCAUCCACCGCCCCAACAAGCACAAGCACCGAAGAGCCACUCCGCUACCAAGGGAUCUUUGGCCUGUCCCUGUGGGCCAAGAUCGUGAUACCCCUUUCACUCGCGAGCGCGGUGGGGUUCGGCGUCUUCCUGUGCGUGGCGCAUAGGAAGAACAUGAGGCACAAAAAGGCGCUGGCCAUCGCGUCGGGGGAGAGUACACCUGUUAUGCGGGAGGUGCACGUGGGGACGUUGGGGAGGCGAUUGACGCUGUGA